Annulohypoxylon maeteangense is the source of this 3428-nucleotide messenger RNA. RefSeq lists its product as uncharacterized. The transcript has a single exon. The record is from RefSeq and is a predicted model, not a curated record. Bases 214 to 2934 code for a protein of 906 amino acids. NCBI's taxonomy places the organism in Eukaryota, Fungi, Ascomycota, Sordariomycetes, Xylariales, Hypoxylaceae.
UUUCCUUCCUCAUCAACUUUCCAUCUUAAAACAACGCUCUUGAUCAUAUCGUCAUCUAGACGAUAUCUUCAAUUCAAGUGAUCUUCGCAUCCAUUCAACGAAAACAAAAACAGUCUCGUAAUCGUAUACAAAUUUGUUGCUCUUGUUCAUUCUUGCACGGUGGUAGUCCUUGAUCUAUGGAUGGUUCUGUUGCCCAGCUGAUUCCUCGUAAUCAUGGCACAAGUUAGCAACCCACAAGAACCCAUCGCCAUAGCUUCAGGCUAUCAGCCGGGCGGUCAGAAUGGAAGCUUAACAGCAGCUGAUCUAGAAGGGAUCCGCGAAUAUCAGAAGGUUAUCAGUUUUCGAGAUGCCAUAGUAUCUGGCAAGCAUCCUCGUAUCAAGGUUGUUACUGCUAAGCCUAUUACUCCAGCUCAACAACCCCAAGCUACUUCUACUAUGCCCGCGACAGAACGUACAGCACGUACAGAACGCGUUGCAUCCUCAUCAUCAUUCGCACAGCCCCAAGCCUUGCAAAACCCACAUAUACAUGCACAUGCACCUAAUCUCAACUCUCACCAGGUGGACAAUUAUAAUUCAUUCAUGGCCAACUUACAGCAAUCAGCUGUCGCCUCAGCUGCGACUGGUAUUUCAGAGCUAUCUGUUGCAUCUGCAGCAUCUACUUUUAUCCCAGGUGUCUCAGCACCUUUAGAUGAUAACAAGACCCUUCGAGACCCUAAUGACAAGGCAAGGUAUCUUGAGAAACAACGGGAAAAGCUCGAACAGGAACUCGAACAACAGCUUCAUCAACGAUCAGAAUGGCGAUCCUCAUCUGAGCAUAUUGACUUAGAUCUUGCAGAUGUUUUGGCGAAGGCGUUAACUGUCGUACAAGCUACCGCUCCGAUCUCUACCGGUACUCCUAACGCUGCCACCAUUUCCGACUCGAGCGAUUCUUUCGACGAUAAUACGUUUUAUUCUAGUUCGUUUGAGACCCCUGUCUCGCGUGCCUCACCUCGAGUUCAGAAGGUAAUAAGUCAAGAUGUGCCAGUGCAAGGCCUCGUUACUCCCCUACAUGGACCACAUGCGACGCCAAUGGUCAAGCCGCAGCCUAGGUAUGUUUCUCAGCCGCCCACUUACUCCCCAACACCAUCGUACCAACAACAGAUAAGUCAGAGCGAGCAGCCGACCCAGACCGCGAGUAGUUCGCGCCCAUUGCCGCCGAGCACCGGCAUUCCACCCAAGCCCACCCAAGGUCCCGGAUCAUCGUUGGUAGCACAGUUCCACCAGUUACAUUCUAUGGAACCGCAGGUUAUCAGUUCAGACAGCGGCCCUGCAAGUAGAUCAGACAAUGGUAAUACAGAUUCGGAUCAGCCUGGUGACUACAGAGCUCGCCUCGCCGGCUUACUUCCUGCUCCUCCCUUAAUACAACAGCAGCCUCAAGGCCUAUUAGUUCGUGCCCACGACCUUUCGCCGUAUGCCCCCCAACCUGCGCAUAUUUCGUCGUUGGCCACAGUUCGAGUACCGCCUGCGUCUGAUCCAGAAAUCAGCAUCUUGCCGGGUGCGCCGGCACAGGUAACCGCACUGAGACAACAACAUGGAGUUCUUACUAGUCCUGAGAGUUCCCCUCAAGGAGAGAAGAGAAGCAAGAAAAAGAACAACAAGAAGAACAAGAGAAAGGCUGAAGCGAGAACAUCAGAUGUCCCAGGAUCUCCUUACAUCAAACCCGAACCUCGAUCGCCUUCACCUUUAUCGGCACCGCAAUUUGCCAGACCUCAGAAGCGAUUACGAUCUGACCCACACCAACAGCCGGAGAUAGUGUAUGAAGAGACGCGAAUCGGACGACCAGUUUCUGUACUGCGUCGCGAACCGUUUACUACAACACAUGCACCAGCCGCACAAUCUCCCUACGGAUUCGAGAGAGUGGAUGAUCCCUACGCGAGACAGGCACGCCAGUCUGUAGCUCCGGCGAGCCAGAGAUUAGAGCGCACCGUGUACGAGGAGCGACGGCAUGAUGAAGCGGCUGUGCAGUAUAUUCAACGCGUCCAAUCCCCCUACGACUACGCGCCCCCCUACAGUGUUGUUGAGUCGCGACCUUUACGCUCGGCCAGUUACUCAUUAAACCCCCAGUAUCGAGAGCUUUCUGCUUACCCGCGGGAUGGCCGAAUGAGUGUGCGGCCUUAUGCUGAUCGUGCUAGAUCGCGAUCGCCCAUUACGAUCGUUGAGAGACGCUCGCCUAUCAUGGCACCCCCUGCGCCCCCGCCUCGAAUUCUAGUUGAUCAAUAUGGUCGCGAGUACAUCGAACCUCCUCGUGCUAGCACCGCAUCUCGUCAUUCGGCCGUACCAGGUCCGCGACCAAGUGAACGCGAGGUUAUAUACGAACGAGUCCCAGCGCGUGUUCCGUCUCGUAUGUCUAGGGAGACAUUUGAAGAAGAUGGGAUUAUCUACCGACGUGCGUCGCCCACAUAUCCUCCUCGACGCGUAGUCACACAACCAGAAUAUGGAGUGGAUUACAGAAGCUACCGCGAACGCGAUUAUCCGAUACAACCUAUUGGAGGAGCACCCAGUCCGGACUUUAUGCCGAUUCGAGGAGCAAUUGGCGGUCGGGUGCCCGAAGAUAUGUCUCGGGGCUACCUCCCUAGAGCGACAACAGUACGGCCAGCGGAGGCUGUACCGUAUUAUCACAGGCCUGAUACUGGACGACCGGAUUUACCUCCUAGACACUAUGCAGCCAGCGUCCAUCCCGAGGUAAGACGAGACGCGGUGCCUCCGGUAGCUAGGGAGUUUAGCGUCAGACCGGUAGAACGUGAUGCACACAGACGCGAAUAUAGCGUCCACCCAGGAGAUCGUCUCUAUAACAGACCACUCCAUAUAGACGACGACGUCACCUUCAUUGAGCAUCCUCAAGCAGCUCAGCCAGAGAUUAUUUACACAGAAAAUGGUCGACGUCAACCUUAUUAGUGAGCAUAUGCUGCCCAAGGAUUUUAUGCAUGCGAAUUGUACAUUAUGGCCGAGUCUGCGGAGGACUAAUGGGAGAUAAUGCGCCUCAUUGGUUUGCCUACAUACCUAUCUAGGUAGGUAGCCAAUGUUGGCAUAAUUCGGACAUGGCUAAGAGUUCGAGCCCUGCCAUGGUUUCGAUGUUGUACUAUACUGCAAUACAGUUGUAGCCGAGUGUGAGUCUGCUCGGCAUUGGCAUUGAGGUGGGGGUUCGUGGACUCAGGCAUUGCUCUAAGUGCCCAGUGUGUUUCCUGUGGAAUUUGGGCGGUGGUAUGCAAGCUUCCCUAUUCGACGAAGCUUGAUACAGUCAGGUGCUCAUGUACGCACUUGCACCGACUGUACAUAAUUUUAGGCUCCCUCAAUCAACCACACAUAGGACCCCAAAUCAUUCGGCAUUCCUUGAGUGAAAGUGACACGGUACAUGCUAAUGAUUUUUAUUAAUCUUAGAUUAUAGCAAC